This is a messenger RNA of Lepus europaeus (European hare), 2276 nucleotides long. RefSeq names its product protein arginine methyltransferase 7 (gene PRMT7). Gene Ontology annotation, molecular function: protein-arginine omega-N monomethyltransferase activity. NCBI's taxonomy places the organism in Eukaryota, Metazoa, Chordata, Mammalia, Lagomorpha, Leporidae. The coding region runs from base 160 to 2238 and encodes 692 amino acids. The record is from RefSeq and is a predicted model, not a curated record. The transcript has 18 exons. Gene Ontology annotation, biological process: peptidyl-arginine methylation.
CGUGUCCCGCCCCCGCGCGCCGGCCGCAGCAAGAUGGCGGCGGAGGCGGAGGCGAGCGGGCCGGCUACCGCGGCGGAUCUCUGAUGACCCGACCUGUCCAUUAUUAGUGAACUGGCAAAGCUGCUUUUCUUUCUGAAAACGGGCGAGCUGAUUGACACCAUGAAGGUCUUCUGCGGACGGGCCAAUCCCACCAUAGGAUCCGUGGAGUGGCUGGAGGAGGAUGAGCACUAUGAUUACCACCAGGAAAUUGCGAGGUCAUCCUACGCAGAUAUGCUGCAUGACAAGGACAGAAAUAUAAAAUAUUACCAGGGUAUCCGGGCGGCUGUGAGCAGGGUGAAGGACAGAGGACAGAAAGCUUUGGUUCUUGACAUUGGCACUGGCACGGGACUCUUGUCAAUGAUGGCAGUCACGGCAGGUGCCGACUUCUGCUACGCAGUCGAGGUUUUCAAACCGAUGGCUGAUGCUGCUGUGAAAAUUGUGGAGAAAAAUGGCUUCAGUGAUAAGAUUAAGAUUAUCAACAAGCAUUCCACUGAGGUGACCGUCGGGCCAGAUGGUGACAUGCCGUGCCGGGCCAACAUCCUGGUCACAGAGCUGUUUGACACGGAGCUGAUCGGGGAGGGAGCGCUGCCCUCCUAUGAGCACGCACAUAGGCAUCUUGUGCAGGAAUACUGCGAGGCUGUGCCUCACCGAGCCACCGUCUAUGCACAACUGGUAGAGUCGAGAAGGAUGUGGUCAUGGAACAAGCUCUUCCCCAUCCACGUUCACACCAGCCUCGGAGAGCAGGUCAUCGUCCCCCCUGCCGAGCUGGAGCGGUGCCCGGGCGCGCCCUCUGUCUAUGACAUUCAGCUGAACCAGGUGUCGCCCGCUGACUUCACUGUCCUCAGCCAUGUGCUGCCGAUGUUCAGCGUGGACUUCAGCAAGCAAGUCAGUAGCUCAGCUGCCUGCCAUAGUAGGCAGUUUGAACCCCUGGCAUCUGGCCGGGCUCAGGUGGUUCUCUCCUGGUGGGACAUUGAAAUGGACCCUGAGGGGAAGAUCAAGUGCACCAUGGCCCCCUUCUGGGCACACUCAGACCCAGAGGGGCUCCAGUGGCGGGACCACUGGAUGCAGUGUGUAUACUUCCUGCCACAAGAGGAGCCUGUCACCCAGGGCGCAGCCCUCUGCCUGGUAGCCCACCACGACGACUACUGUGUGUGGUACAGCCUCCAGAGGACCAGCCCUGAAAAGAAAGUGAGCGUCUCCCAGAUGCGCCCUGUGUGCGACUGCCAAGCUCACCUGCUCUGGACCCGGCCUCGUUUUGGAGAGAUCAAUGAUGCCAACAGAACUGAGCAGUAUGUCCAGGCCCUGGGGACCGUGCUGACCCCAGACAGCAUCUGCCUGUGUGUCAGCGAUGGCAGCCUGCUCUCCAUGCUGGCCCAUCACCUGGGUGCCCAGCAGGUAUUUACAGUCGAGAGUUCAUCAGCUUCUCAUAAACUGAUGAAAAAGAUCUUCAAAGCUAACCACUUAGAAGAUAAAAUCAAUAUCAUAGAGAAGCGGCCUGAAACGCUAACGUCUGAAGACCUGCAGGGUAGGAAGGUGUCUCUCCUUGUGGGUGAGCCGUUCUUCACCACCAGCCUACUGCCCUGGCACAACCUGUACUUCUGGUACGUCCGCACCGCUGUGGACCAGCACCUGGGACCUGGCGCCGUGGUGAUGCCCCAGGCUGCGUCUCUGCACGCUAUGGUCGUGGAGUUCAGGGACCUGUGGCGGAUCCGGAGCCCCUGUGGUGACUGUGAAGGCUUUGACGUGCACAUCAUGGACGACAUGAUUCAGCGUGCCCUGGACUUCCGGGAAAGCAAGGAAGCCGAGCCCCACCCACUGUGGGAGUACCCCUGCCGCAGCCUGUCCCCAGCCCAGCAGAUCCUGACCUUUGAUUUCCGACAGCCGGUGCCUCAGCAGCCUCUGCGUGCCGAGGGCUCCUUGGAGCUCCAGAGGCCUGGAAGGAGCCAUGGAGUUGUCCUCUGGAUGGAAUACCACCUCACACCGGACCACACGGUCAGCACCGGCCUCCUGCAGCCUGCAGAGGACCAGGGGGACUGCUGCUGGAACCCCCACUGCAAGCAGGCUGUGUACUUCUUCCGUACCCCGCUGGACCCCAGAGUGCCACUGCAGGGACCCCGGACAGUCCACUAUGCUGUGGAGUUUCUGCCCCACACCGGAGACGUCACCAUGGAAUUCAGUCCUGUAGACGUCCAGGUUUGAGACUCGCUUGUUGCGAAAUAAAGUGGCCGGGGCUCUGA